This is a messenger RNA of Wyeomyia smithii (pitcher-plant mosquito), 1684 nucleotides long. It is a transcript of the gene Dph1, whose product is annotated as 2-(3-amino-3-carboxypropyl)histidine synthase subunit 1. The coding region runs from base 163 to 1569 and encodes 468 amino acids. The record is from RefSeq and is a predicted model, not a curated record. Gene Ontology annotation, biological process: protein histidyl modification to diphthamide. NCBI's taxonomy places the organism in Eukaryota, Metazoa, Arthropoda, Insecta, Diptera, Culicidae. The transcript has 4 exons. Gene Ontology annotation, molecular function: 2-(3-amino-3-carboxypropyl)histidine synthase activity.
GCUUUGAGUCUAUUGAGAGUCGGUCAUUACUCGUGUGUGGUUGGUCACGUAGCAUAUCGUCUGCGGUUUCCCAGUGUUAGGAAAGUGUAUCAAGGAAUCAACGCGAUCGACUGAUAAAUACCUUUGUUGAUAUAUUCACCACCAGCUGUAGAUGUUAAGGUUAUGAAGAUUAGCUACCAAGAAUCAACAAUAUCGGAUAUGGCUGCUGUGGAUAUUCAGACACCUGUAAUUGUUGCAUCGGAUGUGAAGAUAGUUAAAGCUAAACCAGUGAGGAAGGUAUUCAAAGGUACAACCAGGGUGAUAAAUAAAAUUCCACCAGCAUUGCUCAAUGACCCAGAGCUCAAUGCAGCUAUCAGUGUGCUUCCAGCAAAUUAUAACUUUGAGUUUCACAAAACAAUUUGGCGAAUUCGGGAAAUGAAGGCAAAACGAGUGGCACUGCAAUUGCCAGAAGGUUUAUUGAUGUUCUCUCUAGUGAUAAGCGAUAUCAUCGAAAGGUUUACUGACGCGGACACAAUCGUCAUGGGAGAUGUUACGUAUGGUGCUUGUUGUGUCGACGAUUAUACGGCCAAGGCGCUAGGCGCCGAACUUUUAGUACACUACGGACACAGUUGCCUAAUACCAGUCGAUCAAACAGUUGGGAUAAAAGUUCUAUACGUUUUUGUCGACGUUAAAAUAGAUGCUCUACACUUUAUUGAAAGUGUAAAGGUUAAUUUUCCAAAGGAACGCAAACUAGCUCUGGUCAGCACUAUACAAUUUGUAGCAACAUUACAUGCUGUUGCAAAGGAACUUCGUGAUUUGCAUUACGAUGUUAUGAUACCACAGUUCAAACCUUUAAGUCCAGGAGAAGUUUUAGGCUGUACAGCUCCGCGGAUUACCGAUGAACGAGCGCUGAUCUAUUUGGGCGAUGGUCGAUUUCAUCUGGAAGCAGCGAUGAUUUCUAAUCCUAUGCUAGCCGCAUAUAAGUAUGAUCCUUACGAGAAAAAGUUUACCAAGGAAUAUUACGAUCAUGCCGAAAUGCGAAAAAAUAGGAAACAAGCGAUUGAUGUCGGGCGGAAUGCGCAGAAGUUUGGAUUGAUUCUAGGAACGCUAGGUCGGCAAGGUUCUACCAAGGUUAUGGCGCAUUUGCAGAAGAGAUUAAAAUACCACAACCGUCAAGCGGUGAUUAUACUGCUUUCGGAGAUUUUCCCUAGCAAGCUGGAAUUGUUCAAGGAUGUUGAUGCUUUUGUUCAGGUCGCUUGUCCACGGCUUUCUAUAGAUUGGGGGACAGCAUUUCCAAAGCCAUUACUGACACCGUACGAACUCUCUGUUGCCCUCGGAGAUGCUCAGUGGAAACUGGACAACGAUCAUGGCUUGUUGAGCAACAGCAUAAAAGAACCAGAAUCUCUAAAGGAGAAUAGCUUAUCGGCGACACAUACGUUAAGUGAAGCGUAUCCAAUGGAUUUCUAUGCCAACAAAAGCCUUGGUGAAUGGACCCCAAAUCAUAAACCGUUGGAUAUCUGCGAGAAUUCAUUAGAUGGGGGAUGCUGUGGUAGAUGUACAGAAGAAAAAAAUAAAUCUAAAGUAAUAUAGGUGCUUGGGGGAUGACAUAUUGAGGUUUAAGGCGUGCUUAGUUUAUUAUUAGUGCAGUUUUAUUCAGUGUGGAUUAUUAUGCUAAAACAAUAAACUGGUUCCUACCGGACAACUU